Messenger RNA from Carassius carassius (crucian carp), 1109 nucleotides. RefSeq names its product annexin A5-like. Gene Ontology annotation, cellular component: cytoplasm. NCBI's taxonomy places the organism in Eukaryota, Metazoa, Chordata, Actinopteri, Cypriniformes, Cyprinidae. The coding region runs from base 30 to 980 and encodes 316 amino acids. Gene Ontology annotation, molecular function: calcium-dependent phospholipid binding; calcium ion binding. Gene Ontology annotation, biological process: negative regulation of coagulation. The record is from RefSeq and is a predicted model, not a curated record. The transcript has 12 exons.
UUCACAUAGAACUGCCUGUACCUGUACAAAUGGCAACCCGAGGAAGUGUGAAACCCUUUGUGAACUUCAAUGCAAAGCAUGAUGCAGAGGUUUUGCGCAAGGCCAUGAAAGGGAUCGGCACUGAUGAAGAUGCCAUCCUCAUGUUAUUGGCAGCUCGCAGUAAUGCACAGAGACAGGAUAUAAAAGCAGCCUAUAAAAAGGCUUUUAGCAAGGAUCUAGUGAAAGACUUAAGGUCAGAGCUUGGAGGGAAGUUAGAGGAUCUAAUUGUGGCCCUCAUGUUUCCAUCCACAAUAUAUGAUGCUCAUGAACUCCAUAAGGCCAUUAAGGGAGUGGGUACGGAGGACAAGGUUUUAAUUGAGAUCCUGGCAUCUAGGUCAUGUGAUGAGAUGAAAGAUAUUGCCAAAGCUUACAAGAAAGAAUAUGGAAGCAAGCUGGAAAAAGACAUCAUGGGUGAUACGUCAGGACAUUACCAGAGGUUGCUGGUGAUACUUGCACAGGGAAACAAGGAGGAGGGAGUGGAUGAGAGCAGAGUGGAGAAAGAUGCGAAGGAGCUGUUUGCUGCUGGAGAGGAGAAAUUCGGCACGGACGAGGACAAGUUCAUCAACAUACUCGGCAACAGGAGCGCAGAACACCUGAGAAAAGUGUUUGAUGCCUACAAAAAGAUUGCCGGCUGUGACAUUGAAGAGAGCAUAAAAGAUGAGUGCACUGGGAACCUGGAAGCACUGCUGCUGGCUGUGGUUAAAUGUGCAAAAAGUGUGCCUGGUUAUUUUGCUGAAUUGGUUCGAGAGUCUAUGCGGUGUGCCGGCACUGAUGAUGAGACUCUCAUAAGGAUCAUGGUGUCCAGGAGUGAACGGGAUAUGCUGGACGUCAGAGCAGUAUACAAGAAGAUGUAUGGAGAAUCACUCUAUAGCACCAUAAAAGAAGACACCGAAGGAGAUUACCAGAAGGCCCUGCUCUACCUGUGUGGUGGUAAUGAUUAGAAAGAGUAUUUUGUGCUACUGUAAUUAUUUACAUCAGUUUAUGUCCUUAUAUGAUCUUGAGCUUUUUUUCUUUCAGUUGUUUAUUUCUACAUCUUUAAUGUUUUAUGGUUUGAGAAUAAGUUGUUUCUG